This is a messenger RNA of Eruca vesicaria subsp. sativa (arugula), 977 nucleotides long. The record is from the annotation of a GenBank genome assembly. NCBI's taxonomy places the organism in Eukaryota, Viridiplantae, Streptophyta, Magnoliopsida, Brassicales, Brassicaceae.
CAGAAACAGAAGAUCACCACACCUCCAUCAAAACAUUCAAUAAUUCUGAUCUACUCUGUUUGUUUUCAAGCUGUCAUCAAUGUCUUCUUCUCCAAAGGAUAACAAAGCGAUGAUGAUGCAUAGUGUUCUUCACCUCCUUCUCCUCCUCCUCCUCGUUACGAUCUCGAUCCCUGUCUCCGCCGAGAAAGAUUCGAUAUACGACGUACUCCGAGCACACGCGUUACCAAUGGGACUAUUACCAAAGGGAGUUAGAGAGUUCAACGUCGACGCGGAGACGGGACAGUUCUCGGUUUGGUUAAACGAAUCUUGCAAGGCGAAGUACGAGAGCGAGAUACAUUACGAAGCUAACAUCACGGGGACGAUAGGUUACGGAAGUAUUGGAGGUUUAACCGGUGUAACGGCGCAGGAUCUGUUUCUUUGGUUUCCGGUUAAAGGGAUCCGUGUGGACAUACCUAGCUCUGGUGUUAUAUAUUUUGAUGUUGGAGUUGUUCGUAAGCAGUACUCUAUGUCUUUGUUCGAGACUCCUAAAGAUUGUGUCGCUGUUGACAAGAUUCAGGCGGAAUUCUAUGAAGUAGAUCAAAGUGUUGGAAGAAACAUUGUGUAGCUGAGAAAUCUUGUAAUGAAGGAUGUGUUUUACAGUAUACAAGUUAGAAACUUUUUUAGCUGCUCUAUGGAUUUUUGAAGACACAGUCACACACACAUGUUCCAUUUGAGGUCAGAUGCUCCUUUUCUUCCUCCAAAUUGGUUUGAUUACUCUGUUGGUAGUGAAAUUGAGAGUCCUGUGAGCGGAAGUUAGAUGGGAAGAACAAGUGCUGGUGGGUUUUGAUUAGUAAGUGAAUGUUUUGUGAAUUUUUGUUUGUAUGUUUUGCAUUUUAUCUCCUCUUUGUAAGAUAAUACAUCAUCUAUGUAUGAUAUAUAUAUAUAUGUCCAUUUUGUAAUCAUAUUCUUUUAUCCCAAUAAGAUUAUUUACAGUUUGC